AUGACUGAGCAGCGCCCCCCACAUGCUACGCUUCCCCAGCUAUCGCCCGAACCACCGCAGUAUACUCUUCCAGAGACCUUUAACGUCGGACAACGCAGCACGCGACACCUCAUCCGCCCAGAUCAACUCAGGGCCCAUCUUCAGCUUCUGGCAGCGUUCAGCCACCUUGAGCAGCGCGUCGCUGCCAGCGAGAGCCUUAUUGCGGGAUUAGAGUCGGACAGCGAGAAACGUUGGGUAUGGUUUGUCAAUUUGGCUGUUGAACGGUUUGAGAGGUGGUGUCUGACGAUCAAGCAAUCUGACACAGUGGAGCAACAUCUGCCUCCCAUCGAUGUCACUAUGGUGUGGCACGCUUACCUUCUGAAUCCGAGGCAAGCACACACCAGGCGGAUCUCCAAACUCAAAUCUCUCGUUCAUUUCACUGAUUACUUUCCUAACCUUCUCGCUAACCCUGAUCUGUUAACCACUAACGCACCACAACAUGAACGCGUUUCUGCUUGGGAACGCAGUACCAAAUCACCGUAUGAUCCAUUCGCAUCUGCUGCGGAUCUCACACACAAAUCUAUCGAGUGCCCUUACUGUUAUCGCACUAUCCUUUCGCCGUUCUUCACGCCUGAUGGGAAGGGAUAUACCCAGAGCAACUUCACCAUCGACUGUAUAUGUGCUAAGCCGAUUACUAAAGAACUUCUCGGCCUUCACAAGUUUGUGAAAAACAUAGUCGAAUCAGAAGCACCUGAUGCAUAUUUGGCUGGAACUCUUCAUACACCAUGUAGCACCUACGACACUGCGCACGCAAUCAUGAUCAAGAAGCGCAUCCUCAACUUGAACAUCAUUUCCCAGAAGAACGAUGCGAGUGCUCGCACGCACCAGAUCUUGACAAACGUCCGGUAUGACACUGCGCUUAUGCGUCGCGCGUUGAACGUACAAUUGAAGCCAAUAUGGUGGAAUAAGAUAAUGGGUGCCUACACGGAUGACAGGGUGUUUUCACUCGAUUUGGUCGGUGCUGUCCUCCGGCAAGCCUCAUUUGUGAAGAAGAUGGUCAGCCUUGGGUGGACCAAGCCAGAAUAUUUCGCUAACGAGGUGGACGCAGUGGCACUGCAACAUUGCGUAGCUCGGUAUCACGCCUUUUUAAACAUCAUGGCAGAGUCUCCUGACUCAUUCCUCGUGCCCACGCUCGACAUCGAUCUCGGGUGGCAUACUCAUCAACUCAUGGCGAGUCAGUAUCAAAAGGACUGCCUCUCGCUCGUAGGACGAUAUGUUGAUCACGAUGAUAAAGUAGAAGAAGGUCACCUCGCGACCUCCUUCGACCUCACCUGUCGUGCUUGGAACGACCAUUAUCACGUACCCUACAUGCACUGCGGGUGUCCACUGCCAGGCGACACAAUCGGCCAAAAGCUCCGACGUCUCAUCUCCUCUCAAACCACCAGCAACAUGUUUUUACUCCCUCCUAAAUCUGACGCAUGUGCUGCUACGCACCCAAGCGAUCACAAUGCCGUGUUUGUCCUAAAUAAUACAUCCACAAGCCUACAUCACCGAGAGAACCGUACACGCAAGGCAGAGAAAAGGAAGCUGCGGGAAGAGCGGAACGGGAAGGCUGUGGAGAGAGAUGAGAAUGUUGAUCAUGGGAUUGCAUUUUUAUAUCCUGUGCCGAUGUUUCAGUACUACCCUGGUGGAUGCGUUGCUGCUGCUGGAUCGGUGAUGAAUGGAGGCUUACAGGGUACAGGCAGCUGUUCGAUUGAUACUUCACGUAGUGUUGCUGUUUGUGGGACGGGAGGUGCAGGUGCAGGUGCAGGUGCAGGUGCAGGUGCAGGUGCAGGUGGCGGUGGACGCAGAAGUGCAGGUGGCGGUGGACGCAGAGGUGCAGGUGGACGCAGAGCUGGUGGCGGAUUCAGUUGUGGAGGUGGUGGCGGCGGGUUCAGUUGUGGAGGAGGAGGUAGUGGUGGUGGUGGUGGUGGUGGUGGUGGAUGUGGUGGCGGCGGCGGCGGCAGCUAA
Molecule: messenger RNA, 1989 nt
Organism: Suillus discolor
Lineage: Eukaryota; Fungi; Basidiomycota; Agaricomycetes; Boletales; Suillaceae
Exons: 13
Coding region: 1-1989 (662 amino acids)
Source: RefSeq, a predicted model, not a curated record